Messenger RNA from Pungitius pungitius (ninespine stickleback), 1374 nucleotides. RefSeq names its product brain expressed, associated with NEDD4, 1 (gene bean1). The record is from RefSeq and is a predicted model, not a curated record. Lineage: Eukaryota; Metazoa; Chordata; Actinopteri; Perciformes; Gasterosteidae.
CAGAGCUACAGAGGUGAUGUUGAUGCUUUCGACAGAGGGGUGUUCAUGGAGGAAGAAGAGCGAUAAAUCAGCGAGGGUGUAGGGGGGGGGGACUGUGACGAUGAUGAUGGUGAUGAUGAGGGUGAUGAUGAGGGUGAUGAUGAGGGUGAUGAUGAGGAGCUGUGAGGACGGGACCGCCCGGAGGAGGACGCCUCGGACUCCGUGUUGAACGUCGCGCUCGUAAAAUCUCACCAGCCGGGAGUUUAACGAAGUGCUAUUCUGAGGAGGUGGGCCAAGUCCCGAGAGAGGGAGGGAGGGAGGGAGGGUGAGAGAGAGAGAGAGAGAGAGAGAGAGAGGGAGAGAGGGGGAGGACCUCCGGACCGGUCCAUCGCACCGGGAUGUAGUCGCCGCCGUCGUCGGGAUGUGACACGGAGGUGCUGAUGAGAGGACUCGUGGAGGCGCGCGGACUCUUCGUGCAGCAGCAGACCGGUGGACGCUGGCUUCCUGCCUGCUGAGAUGUGCCAAUACGAGACCUUGUGAACAGGGGGGUUCAUGCUGAUGAAAUUGAUCUGCUCAGUGAGCUCCAACCAGAGCCAUGGGGAGUACCCGGACUGCCGCAGCGAGAGGGAGUCGGGGGGGGAGGCGUCUCUCCUGGUGUCCCCGCUGGUGGUGGCGGGGAUCGUUAUAGGCCUGGUCCUCUUCCUCUCCUGCGUCACCAUCAUCGUGGGCAGCCUGCGCAAAGACGGUCGACUCCGAAACCCGCACCUGCGAGCCAGCUACGGUCUGGAUGGAUUCUCCUACGGCGGUUGUGGAGAACUGAGGUCCACCUGCUUAGAAGACUUUCCUCCCGGUUUGGACUUCGAUUCCUACAGAGAGACUCUGUCACAGGUCAACGACCUGUACGCCGACUCGCCGCCACGUUACGAGGAGUGCGUGUGCCCGCCUCAGACCCACCUCCCCUCAGAUGACCCGCCUCCUUACUCCCUGCUGGACCCCCGUCGGAGAGGGGCGGAGCAGGAGGAGCCGCCGGGCCCCAUGGGUCCGGAUCCCUCUGCGGGGGGGGCCGCCUGGUUCUCCCCCUCCCACCGCGGUCACGUCGCCUCCAUCUCCUUCCCGCUGGAGCCGGCGCCGCCCUACGAGUCCGUGCUGGCCGAGCAGGGCGGGCCCCUCCCUCUGGUGCCGUGUGACCUUCACAAACACCAGUCGGGGCGGGGGGCCGAGGGCGACACCCGGCAGGCGGGGGCCAACCACAUCUUGUAGGACAAUCCAUUAAAGUUCCGUCCUCGCCUCCGGUGCUGCUGGAAAACGAAAACAACAACAAAAACACCUGAGAUGUGGGGAAGAAAAUGGCCGUCAGGAGCAGAUGUGACCCCCACUCCCUCACCCCACCCCCAC